This is a messenger RNA of Danio aesculapii, 2990 nucleotides long. RefSeq names its product C2 calcium-dependent domain-containing protein 4C. NCBI's taxonomy places the organism in Eukaryota, Metazoa, Chordata, Actinopteri, Cypriniformes, Danionidae. The record is from RefSeq and is a predicted model, not a curated record.
AGCCUGAGGGAAACACAGCACACACACUCACUCACUAAUGAACACUGAAGUGCCUGAGAACGAGUGAGGAUUCCCUAAAAGUGGAGACAAAAACAUCGAAACAACAGGCAACCGUGCAUCACCCAGUGGGUUAAGCCCAAACGGAUCAUGUGGGUUCUGGAGAAGAUCCGGGACUCAGUCGAAACAAAUGUGCUCCGACAAGGAGAGGCGGGUGAAAAAGGGAAGGCUCCUGUUUAUAGCAACGUCCUCACACCAGAUAAGAUCCCAGAUUUCUUCAUCCCCCCAAGCUUAAGCUGCCCGCCAGAGCCCGAAGCUUCUGACGUUAAACCCAAAGAGAGUCUGAAACCCUCGACGUCUGAACAGACCAUCAGCAACAAAAAGAUCAGCAGCCCUCGUAGUCCUCGAUUGGUCAGCAAGUUAGCAGGAGACACCAAGAACUUACUGAGGGCGGCGAACCGCCACAUCAUUCAAAUUGAGAGCGCGGAUGAUGUUGUAGCAGGUGACACCAAUGCCGACCCUCAAUCCCAAUCUGCCAUGUCACUUCCUUACAUUCCAAAAACUCAGACUUCUUAUGGCUUUGCUACAUUGAUGGAGAGUCCCCAUACACGGCGGAAAGAGUCCCUCUUUCACUGUGACCACACAAGCCCAGUAACAUCACCCAACACACAACGCAAGUCCCAAAGCAAGAGCCCCAAUGAAGGGAACCACCUCAACCCUCCGGACUUUAACACCUCACAUAUAAACCCCUACCGAUACUUCAGGGGCGAGAGCGACACUUGUUCCUCAGCAGAGUCCUCUCCAUUCAGUUCUCCGUUGCUCUCCCGAUCCGCCUCUUUACUGAAGAUCUUUACCCACGAAACUCAAGCCAAGGUCGCAAAAGGAAAGCGGACAUUUGCCAGGCAUAGUUCCUUGUCUACGGAUGAGUGCAGCUCAGCAGAGCCAAGCCCUAAUGUUCCAAGACGGAGUCACUGUUCGUCCUUGCAAGCCGGCGGAGCUCUGGACCAUCUUCAUGGCGGGGACCGCCAACAAAAGGAGCACACCAUCAACAUGCAUAAAGGAGGCACGGUGCGACUUUGUGCAGACUACGACGCUGGAACGGCCCGCUUGCGAAUCCGCAUUAUAGCAGCUGAGGACUUGUACGAACCCAUGUUUGACAUUAAGAGCAUCAACUGUUGCGUGUCGCUCUACCUUAAUCCAGGCAAGUUGCAGAAGCAGAGGAGCACGAUAAUCAAGAACAGCCGCAAUCCCGUCUUCAACGAGGACUUCUUUUUGUUCGGUGACUUCGGUCAGGUUAAGAACCUUGCAUUGAAGAUCAAGGUUGUGAAUAAAGGCACUAGCCUGAAAAGAGACAUGCUGCUAGGUGAACGAGAGGUCCCUUUGUGUAAGCUCUUGUCUGGAUUCUAGGCCUUCAGAAUGGAACUCUGCCUUCAAAGGUGGAAUAAGGUCUUCUGUACUAACAUUUGCUUUGUUGUCCUUUCAUGUAACCUGAUGUGGUGGUUGAGUUAGUAUUUAAAAGUAACAAGCAACCACCACCUGCUCGAGAUCAAGGUAUUAGCAUAGCCUGUAAAUAUCUAAAAGUCUUUUGUAGGUCGCCUUCUGUAUUUUGAUUGUGCAACUCAUUUUAGCCUAAUUAAAACCAAGCAUUUACCUAUUUGAUUGUAAAGACUGUUUCCACCGAGCCGAAGACCUUUGAAGCUACACAAUGGCCUUCUGUGCUAAUGUUAGCUUUGAUCCUGGAUGCAUCUGCUGGCUAAUUUGGAGGAUGAAUAACCAGACUAAACAAUGUUUUGUCGUGUGUCGACGUCAUGUUGGCGUAAACUUGUAAAUGCGAUGACGUAUUCUUGCAACACCCUGCAGAAUGUCAUUUGGUGAAACCCAGAAGCCUUACUAAGGAGCGUUCUUUUGCAUGUUUAUGUUUGCUCAGAUUGGAUUAUUGUUUGGUUCAGCGUCAUUAUCUGUUUCUGUUUGUUGGAUAUCAAUAUAACGAGUGCUCUGGAUUGCACUUUUUUUGAAACAGGGUCUUUCUUUGAAAGUCUUUCCAUGCACACUACUUACCCAGAGUAGAGGCACCGAGUGUACUCGCAUUUGUGUUGUAUUAAGAUUAAAUGCCAAUCCAUGCCAUUUCAUCUUCAGCAAGGUAAAAUUCAUACACAAAGGAAAGCAUGUGUCAUUAUGCAAAUGAGUGAGCUGAUGUGCUCAUUCAAUGGAAUGAUUUAGAAAAGUGGUUGAAAUAUGACACAAAUAAGAUUAGUAGCAGAUGAAUGCAUUGAACUUUCAUUUCCGAUGUGAGAUGUUGUUAUUUUUAUGAUAAAAUCAGACUAUUAACUCAUUGAAAGGACAAUCUCCUUUGAUGAUUCAUAUUAAAUUGUACAAAUUUAGUAACCCUUAUUUCACUUCAUAGAUAAAGCGCAGAAAAGUCAUCUUUGAGGUAAUGAGGCAGCUAUAGUGCUCAUUAUAAUGCUAAAAAAACAUCAAAAAUGGCCCCAUUGAAACUAGCUAAUGGCUGGUUGGUUACACAGGGAAUGGACAAGAACAUUUCUAUAUUUGUGAUCUGUGGAUUGUGCAGUAAUUAUCUGAGUGCAAAAAGCACAUGUAUCUUUCCAUUUAUGUUCAAGUGUAUGAUUAAUUUCCUAAACCACUCGAAUGCUGGAGUCUUCCUGUUUUAACAGGCGUAUUUUGCAAAUUGAAAAAGUGCCAAUCCUGUGUACUUGAUGUAGAAGUGAACUGUUCACCUGCCGUUUGGUGUGUAUCCUUCAUAGUGGAUCCCGUCAACUCUGGUAGUUUGUAAUUUGUGUGCAUGGAUAAUAUUUUCACUGUGGUAAUCAACUUGUAAUAUAAACUAUUUUUUUGCAGGUGUUUGAUGGAAAUUUCGGUGUACUUUCUUCUGCACCCCUGCAUGGAUGUUCAUCUGUUGUACUUGUAUAUUAGAUGGACAAGUGGGGGUUAAUUUUUGUAAGUUUGCAACCAUAAAAAACAUAAUAAUAAAAAAU